Fonticula alba is the source of this 921-nucleotide messenger RNA. RefSeq lists its product as hypothetical. The record is from RefSeq and is a predicted model, not a curated record. The coding region runs from base 1 to 921 and encodes 306 amino acids. The transcript has 4 exons. Gene Ontology annotation, biological process: proteasome-mediated ubiquitin-dependent protein catabolic process. Gene Ontology annotation, cellular component: proteasome regulatory particle, base subcomplex; nucleus; cytosol. Gene Ontology annotation, molecular function: polyubiquitin modification-dependent protein binding. Lineage: Eukaryota; Rotosphaerida; Fonticulaceae.
AUGGCGGUGGGUGCCCCCACUGUCCUGACUACCUUCACUCGCGAUGUGUCGCGCUUGCUCACGUCCCUCCACUCGGCUCGGCCAUCGGCCGGCUCGUCCGAUGGUCCAGGCCACAAGAAGGCCUCGGGAUCCGGGUCCUCCGGCACCCAGAGCACCCUUCCCGCGGGUGCCGCCUCCCUGGCCAGCGCCAUCCAGGUUGCCCUGCUGGCCCUGCGCCAUCGCCCCCUCAAGAACCAGAGCCAGCGCAUCAUCGCCUUUGUCGGGCGGCCGCUGGACCCGAAGCAGGACCCCGCCCUGGCCGGGCCGACAGGCACCCCGGAGGACGGCACCGAGAGCCCCCUUGUCGCUGCUUUCAAGUCCCUCGGCCUGCGACUGAAGAAGAACAAUGUCGCCAUCGACAUUGUCAGUUUCGGAGAAACCGCCUGCAACAAUGAGGCCCUCUCGAUGCUGGUCAAUUCCGCCAACAACACCUCCUUCCCCUGCAACCUCCUUACCGUGGCUCCGGAGGAGAACCGCCUCCUGGCCGAGGCCCUUGUCCAGUCGCCCAUCCUCAUGUCCGGAGAUUACGACAAUGGCCCGAUGUAUGGCGCUGCCGAUGAUGAUGUUUAUGACUCGGAGCUGGCGCUGGCCCUCCGUCUGUCGCUCGAGGAGCACGUCGAGCGCGAGCGCCGUGCCAUGGAAAACCCAGACGCGUCAGAUGCCGGCACUGCGGAUGCCCAGCCGCCCGCCAGCGCCUUCGAUGCCAUGGAUGAUGACUUCGAUGAUGCGAUGUUUGAUGAGAACGAGCUUGCCCAGGCGAUUGCCCUUUCGCUGGCCGCUGCCGCCGAGUCUGCCCAGCCUGAUGCUGCCCCGGAGGACGAUGGCUCUUCCGAUUCGUCUCAGUCUGGUGCCGGCCCCUCGGAUUCGAUGGAUGUCGAGUGA